CCUCUACAACCACCCUUUUCCAUUACGAACGAGAACUUUACUAGGUUACUUAGACUUCUCUUUCGGAACCCGGGGGAAUUUAUUCAUUUUUUGGUGCUCUCCUUUUUUUCCAUUUGUCUCUUUUUAGCUGCUGCAUCGAGGUACUUCAUCCUCGACAACUCCACCUCCGAAUGCUCGAGAUUCGACAGUGAGGGAAAACGUCCCCCAGUCUAAAAUAUAUAUUCCCCUCACAUUGCCACCGACCGAUAAACCACCUCCAACAUGGCGAGCCUAGACGGCAUCCUGAUCGGAAUCUUAUCGUCCUUUGGCUCUGCCAUCCUGAUAGCCCUGAUUUUCUUAGUCGUAUACUUCUUCAGAUACACGACUUCCGGUCGCAUCUUUCUUGGCCGGAUCGGUCGGCCUGGCGAAUAUGAUGAUGAGCAGGCAUUUGCUAGGGAGGAGGCGGAGGCCCUGGAGGUGAUGGAUGAUAUGCAAAGGAUAGAGUACCUAAGAGCAAAAGCAUUUAUCCAAGCGAAUCCGCCCGAGUCGCUUCAAACAGACAUUUCUUUAUCACAAUACCUAGCCAUACAAGAAAAGGGAGUUUCAGCGUGGGAGUUCGAGCCGGAGCUGGAAAUCGCCAACUGCUUCGUUGAAGCGAGAACCGAAAUUGAGUUCUUCGAUUCCGAAUGCACAGUUAUGAGCAAUCUGCCCGUACCAAAGCAGAACGAAGUCUACUACUGGGAAGCCAAGAUCUACGAUAAACCCGAAACCACAUUGCUUAGCAUCGGCAUGAGCACGAAACCUUACCCUCUUUUCCGACUUCCAGGCUUCCAUAAAUAUUCCAUCGCUUAUACUUCCAUCGGUGCUCGACGGUACAAUCAGCCCUUCAACGCAACUGCUUACGGGCCUCAAUAUGUUCAAGGCGACGUUAUCGGGGUUGGUUAUCGUCCAAGGACAGGGACCAUUUUCUUUACCCGUAACGGCAAGCGAUUAGACGACGUAGCUCAUGGCCUGAAAUCCCAAAACUUCUUCCCAUCUGUUGGCGCGAACGGGCCGUGUACCGUACACGUCAACUUUGGUCAGGCCGGUUUCGUAUUUAUCGAGGCGAACGUGAAGAAAUGGGGGCUCGCUCCGAUAACCGGCAGUCUGGCACCGCCGCCACCUUAUGGAAGCGAACAAGGAAGCAUCUUACUCGAGACCGGGCGCAGGAAAGACGAGCAGCCCGGGUCGCCGUCGAGGGGUCACGGCUAUGCACACUCGGUUCAGCGGUACACUAAUAGUGGCCCAGGUUUAAACCUAGGGCAUGGGCGGACGAGGAGUGGCAACUUCAGAGUACUUCCGCCUACGAGUCCAGGACCACAAAGAAGUCCCACUGAUAUUUCCCUCGCGCAGCUGGUUCCUUCGGAUGAAGCAGGUGAAGCCAGCAACGCUAUCAAUGCUGGUGGGGACCAAAUUGUCGACAUCGUUGGAUUAGGUCUACACGAAGCAUCACACCCACCGCCCGAGUAUACCAGUCCGGAACACUCGGACGAGGAUAGUUCAGGCUCCGAUAGUGAUCACGUUCCACUGAUCAGAUCAGGUCGCAGCCGCGGGGCAUCCGCAGCCACAAUAAGACCGAGCAACCCCCCAAUUCCUAGCUAUAGUGACGCUGUUCGACAAGGUGCUGGUAGGGACAGGAGCCGCAGCGACAGCGCCAUGCCUAGACGGAAUGGCGCGUAAAGCGGUUAGGCCGUCCAUGAACCUAGAGUAGCGAAAAAAUGAUUUAUCACUCAGCGCGGAACAGGGGAGUUUACGGUCAGGAAAGGGCGCAACACACUUUUUUGCUUUGCGUUUGC
Molecule: messenger RNA, 1814 nt
Organism: Daldinia decipiens
Lineage: Eukaryota; Fungi; Ascomycota; Sordariomycetes; Xylariales; Hypoxylaceae
Product: SPRY-domain-containing protein
Exons: 3
Coding region: 262-1698 (478 amino acids)
Molecular function (GO): protein binding
Source: RefSeq, a predicted model, not a curated record